This is a messenger RNA of Dermacentor silvarum, 4241 nucleotides long. Its product is annotated as myb-like protein V. NCBI's taxonomy places the organism in Eukaryota, Metazoa, Arthropoda, Arachnida, Ixodida, Ixodidae. The transcript is spliced from 11 exons. The record is from RefSeq and is a predicted model, not a curated record. The coding region runs from base 173 to 1204 and encodes 343 amino acids.
GAAACUUGACAGCCCGUCGUCACUGCCUAGCAAAACAAUUAUCCACGGCCCCCCUGUUGCUCGAAUGAGACGUACGGAACCCCCGCUGCUUGUGCUGUAGCUUGCUGAAAGUUCUGGUUCGUCUCUUCCUCCCCGAACUCACGUGACGUCGCUUCCUCAGGGCUGGCACUCAAUGAACGGCCCGGUCAAGAAUGACAUCCCCAAGAAGCCCGCCGCCGCGCCCCGGACGCCGAAGUCCCCGGCGCCGGCACCAAGACCACCGAACUCGAGUGCGACAAAAACUCCGGCCGUGAACGGAAACCAGGCGCCCAAAGAGCCGCGUGGGAGAUCUCCGAAUGCUUCGGCACGAAUGGCAACAGAAAAACUUCGCCAAGAAGCGGCGGCAUUACAGAAAAGGGUAGCGCAGUUCCGUUUGGAAAACCAGGGACUCAAGGCAAAGGUGAAACGCCUCGAGGAGGACUGUGUGCGCAAGUCGAGGCAACUGGACAAGCUUACACAGACAGCCAAGGACAAAGUGGCAGCUGCUCAGGAACAGAAGAAAGGAGAUGAUGCCAUGAAGCAAAAGUGUACCAGACUUGAAAUGCAGCUCAAAGAAAAGGAAGACAAGUUGAAAAAACUCCAGGCCAUCCAGAGACGCUCAUCAGAGACAGCCACACCAGAGAAACUGCAUCCUGCCAAAUCUCGGCUGACGAGCAGUCAGCCACGAGGGUCGAGCGCUGAGCUCAUGAAACUUCGUGAGCAGAUAGAUCGUAUCAGCCAAGAGAACCGCCGACUAGGUUUCCAGCUGAAGGAAAAAGACCAGGAAAUUCGCCGACUGAAGUCCCAGCUGCAGCCAGCAGCACCGACAAAAACACCCGUGAGGACACCGACAAGGACACCGGUGCCUGGCCGUGGAAGUGGCCAGAGACCAGCCAGUUCAUGCCGAGUCGGGUCGGCUGCCACAGAGCCACGCAAGAAUGUUGCCACAGCCAAGCGCUCAAACACCUUCAGUGUCACCCGAGGCCCUCCACAGCCAGACGACAAAACAGAUACGUCGGAAAUUUCGGUUGAGCCAAGAUCGACACCCCUGAACAGCAAGCCGCAGCAGACACUGCCAAGCAGCAGCAGGGAAGUGCUGGCACCCCCAGCAGCAGUAGUAACGUCCAAACCAACUGCCACAGUGAAACCAGCCGCAUCCAGUCAGCUGCUGGACCCGAAGGCCUGAAGCGGUCCGGCGCAACCAUGCUGCGAAGAAGAUUCAGCGGGUGUGGCGGCAGCACAAACGGCGGGCCAGCACGACAUCUCAAGCCCACUCUGAAGUUUCUGGGCUCUCAGAGGCCUCUCAACUAUCACAAGGCUCCCAGGUGUCGUCAAAGGCAAAGCUGAUGGAGCACAAAUAGGAGAUCUGGAGCUGCUUGAAAACUCGGUGUAAAGGAAAGCAAAAAAAAAAUUAUUUUUUUCUUCCAUUUUACGCACAUUUGGUACAUGCUGGAAUGUACAACUUCCGUUGCAUCACGACAGUGCACGUCACAAAGUUUAGCGCAAUGCGCUCUCGUCGCAGCCUCUUUAUGAACUUUGCGAGUGCGUUUGUGUUCUGCACGUGGGUCUGUGUAGCAGUGUUCACAGCAGCCGAUUGCAAUUUUGAGAUGUGUAUGUUGAGAGCGUGUGGUUGUUCUCAGUCCUGUAUUGUGUUGAACAAAGUGCGAAGGAACGGUAUUACAAAGCGUUGAUGGACAUAGCACUACUGACGAUUACGUAUCAUAUUUAUUGCCGGUAGAACCUGUGCCGAGAAUUUAUACUAAAAGUGGUCUUGCGGGAUAAACACAAAUUUUGCCUUUAUGUGUGGAUUCAUGGCAACAAGCUCAGCCUUGCUGUGAAGCUGUACCAGAGUGCAAUAUUUGCACACAAAUGCGCUAUGCAUUGCCGUGAAACAGCUGCAAAGAACAGCAGUGGCAGUGAUAAUGACAAUAAAUGCAUUCAAAAUGAAACACAUGUAAAACUGAUAGUCAAGCUUUGCUUUAUGCACACUCUAUGCCAGGUAGCUUUUAUGAAGGAUGCUGUAGUCAGUUGUUUGGGCAGGUUAUAUGGCGCAUGAAUUGAAUUCCACCUUUUCUGAGGGCAGUGAUGGAUAUUACGCAGCUGCAGGUUGUACAAAUGAAAGCGUUGAAUUUCAGAAAAUGUCAAAUGAAUUAGCACCGAGCAAGGUCAACACUAACACGUGCUACAAUUUAUUCAACAAACAGGAACAGGAAAUUUUGUGAGGUCAAAAAAAAGCUUCCUGCCAACAUUUGUUUAAAUGGUUGUGUCCAGUUUAUUUUAUUGUUUUGGGCCUUUUGUGGGCAGAGUGGGAUUUGCAACUUGCUGCACCAUUGAAUACAGGUGUCGUAUGUUACGCACCUUGCACAUUUUCUUCAAUGUGUACUUUGUACUAGUGACGAAAUGUUUGCGUUUUUUCAAUGGGAUUAGAAAGGCUAUAAGACUGAAGUUGAAGUAAUCUUGUUUCUUGUUGAUGCUGUGCACAAAACUGUUAAGAAACUGAAACUGGGAUACUCCAGCCUUUCUUUUUCUUUACUUCACAGUGAUUCAGAAUACUCGCAUUUCUUUGUUGGUGGUGUAGUGUAUUGUCGCCGAUAUCAAUAUGUUUCCAUAGGAACCUGCAUUUUAAAGGACCUCACUACUUAGCUUUCACGUGAGCAUGGUAUUGUUGCUUGUAUGUAGUCCGGUAUGUUGAGAAAAAAAAGUGUGAUCAUGUAUGUUUUGUAGUAGUAGAAAAUGCAAUAAUCGUUUGUACCAUCGUUGACAAUUUUAAGAAAGCAUGUAUGUUAUGUAGGCAAUUCAUUUUUUACAAGUAUGGCCACUUGGUAAAACCUUGUGAAUUAGUUCGGAACAUGUCCAAGUUUUGUCUUGCAUGAUCAUCGAUUGAUUUUGCAUCUGCCUUUAAAGGGGCUCUGCAAUAAAUUUUAACAAAGGUGUGGAACGUUUCAUAAUAAAGGGCAUAUAAUCUUCACAAACCUUGUCAAAAACAUUUAAAGGCACCUAUCAAAUGCUGCCUCUAACACCUUCACAGGAUUCCUACUCUGCCAAAGUAUGCCUCGAUUGCUCCAUGCAUCAUUCUCUUGAGCUUUAAAAUCAGCGCGACAUCCCAUGAUCAGUCCAACCUGCUGCUGAACCUCACAAGUCAUGGUGCCACUGCCUUGUCAGUUAUGAUUUCAUUUCCUACUUCUGCCAGGACAUAUAAAAAGAACCCAGCCAAUAGGCGACUUGCUUAUUGCUGUGUCACAGUAAGCAUGAAAGGUCAAUCCAGAAGUUCACGAAAAGAGCAAGUGGUCUUUAGUAGAAUUGCAAGCCCUGUGCUGGGUACGCAAGACUAAAAUUGGCUUAGGUAUUCAUCAAGGCAUUGUCGGGGCAUUGUCAAUAGACAGGUUCGUCCUUCUCAUUCAGGAAGCAUUGCAGAGCUCCUUUAAUAGCCAAAAGCUUGCUUUAUUAGACUAUAAUUUGCAGGUGUUUCUCCAGGCUGCACAUUUUCAUAACUAGCGACAGCUCUGUUGGGACUAAUUGAACGCACAAUUUUGAUGUAUAAAACUAUGCCUACUUUUGUUGCAAAAAAAAGAAAAAAGGCACAUUCCAUGCUUUAACCUUUCCAUAUAGAUGGCUCUAGCUUGUCAGCAAGUCUGGGCAACUAUAUGGCCUACAAGUGAGGCUUGUGAAAUUUUCUUUCAGCUUGCUGAAAUAUGCAUGAAAAGGUGCAUCACGGCUUGUAGAUGGCAUUUAAACGCACAGCUGUUUGCUGCUGCUAGCCCUAUCCAUUUUAAAAGUGAACGACACUAUGAAUGCUAGAUGACAAGGAUUUUUUCUGUUUGCCUUCUCAGUUUCUGAAACUUUAAACAAAUUGGCUAUGCUGUCACUAGCUUGGCAUACCAAUUGCCAAAAAUGUUGGCUUAGUAGGACAAUUAGCGAAUGGGUCUGCUACUAGGGCAUUAAAUGGUGGGUUAAUUCCCAGUGGUACUAUUACCAUUUUCUUUAUGGGAAGGAGUAUUUUGCCAGUGACAUGGCCAAUGUGUCCUCGUUUCUUGUGUGCACGCUGCAGUUUCAAAUGAACUGAAACGCUGGCCUACAAAAACGUUUUCAAUUAUGAAAUUUUAUGUAUACCUUGUUUGCUUUGCUCAAAAAUAGGGCAGUGAAGUAUGUAUUGUCUGUGCGGUGAAAAUAAAACUCGUUGCACCGUACUGCUUGUAUUUCACCUAUCGUAGUGACAAGGGGCA